AUGUCUGAACAACAAAGAUAUUCCAUUUCAAGACCUUUAUCGCCCCCAAUGCCAUCUUACGAACCCUUAUCAGCUUCUUCCACCUCAGCAUCAGCUUCGACGUCAUCUGCUCCCACUCGACCUGGAAAUCAUAUUUCUGUAAAGAGGGAAUCGUGGAGACCGGGUCAAGUUUCUUCUACAAAUAAUAUACCUACUGGGCCUUCUUCAAAUUACAAUCACAAUCGUAAUCAGAACGCAUGGAAAGAACCUUCUCCAUCAUCAUCUUCCACUACACCAGCUCAACGCGGUCAAAAUGCACGUUACUUGGCACCUACACAACCAAGACACAGUGCCCAACCAGGCGAAAAUCCCAGUAACACUGAUCAUCAUGGAAGUGGAAGUGGAACUACCAAAGAAAGAGAAAGAGACAGCUCAAGAUCUCCUGUGAGCAGGAGAGAUGGCUCACCUACAAGCUCAAGGGACUAUGAUCGUGAAGAUGUCGAUAGAAGAAGAGAUUACGAUAGAUCAAGAGAAUUUGACAGAGAUAGAGAUAGGAAUAAUCCUAAUUCUAAUUCUAAUAAUAACAAUAAUAAUUGGAAAAGAGAUAAGAAACGAAAAAGUUUCAAUAACAAUGGAGGUGGUGGUGGCAAUUUCAGUAACAACAACAAUAAUAAUGGUGGUCAAGGUGAAAGAUCUUGGGCAGCAUGGAAUCAGAAAGUUCAAAAUACCAAUAAUCCCAAUUCUAGUUCAAAUUCCAGUAAUAACAAUCAAAGUAAUGAUUAUGAAAGAGACAGGGACAGGAGAAGAGAUUUCGAUAGAAGAAGAGACAGAAGUAGGGAUAGGGAUAGGGAUCGGGAUCGGGAUCGACGUAGAUCACCGACAAAGAAUGGUAAAGAAAAGGAUGAUGAAGGGAAUGGAAGGAGCUGGGCAGCAUGGAAAGCUAAAGUCGAAGAUAGCACUUCAAGGAGAGAGAAUGAGAGAGAUAGAGAUUAUGGUAGAAAGAGAAGUUUUGAUAAUGGAAGAAGUUUGGAAAAUGCGAGAAAAGAAGGUUUCUGGACUGGAACUGAAGGUCAUAGACCACCCCCACCUACAGGACCGUCUUCCACCAGAGAUGAUGACAGGAGAACGAGAAGGGAUAGUCCAGAUUAUGGAGCGGGUUCCGGAACAAGAGGAGCACCUAGAGCUGGAGGAAGAGGUGGAAGGGAAAGUCCUGAUUAUGGUAUAGGUGGAAAAGAUCAAGAUAGAUCUCGUCCCUCUUCUCCACAAUUAAACGAUCGUAAAAGAGCCCCAACAUCACCGCAAUCCAAUGAACCCAAGCGUUUACGAGAUGCUUCACCCACCCGCUCAAGACGUGAUUCACCUUCACCACCACCUUCAGAUCGAUGGGGGAGACGUGGACGUAGAUCACCUUCGAGGGAACGAAGUCGAAGUAGAACUCGUAGUAGAAGCCGAAGUCGAAGUCCACCCCCUCCACCUAGAAUUAGACCACCAUCUCCAGCUCAGCCUACCUCUGCAAGCAAACGAGCGCCAUUACCACCCCAGGGACAGAUUUUCAUGCAUGGUGGACCAGCUCAAAGCAAUGGCAGACAAGCGUGGGGUAGGAAUAGAGAGGAGCAAAUGCCUAUCCAAAGAGAUACAAGUGGUAAUGCGUUUAACAGAAAAUGGGGAAGAGAUGACAGGAUGGAUAUCGACAACGACUCUCAAAAGGAUCGUUAUCCUCCGUCCGAAUUGGCAUCUCCCUCUCAGCGAAACGGCAAUGGCAACCUUGGUGGUCAUCACAACAGUUCUACUCCUAAACAAAGUCAUGUUUCAGCAUUUUCACCACGUCAAGCACAAUCGAUACCUUUUACCCAUCCUUCCAAACCGCCACCCCCACCUUCAGACACCCUACCUUAUGGAUCUCCACAGCUCCCCUAUCAAUCAUUCACACCUACCAUACCUCCGACAACAAGCGAUAUCAACGGUGGUGGCUCUCACGGUGGACCCUCCGGUCCGAUCAAAAUAGCAUUCAAUGCAAGUCCUGUAAAAGGUUGGAAAUCGAUAUCGCCUUCCAAGACCAUUCAGAACUUAUUCGACGGUCCUUCUUCACCUGAUCGAUCCCAACUCCAAUCCCAAACAAAUCAAGAGUUGAAUGUAAAUUCGAUGAAUGCAAAUCAACGUUCAUAUCUCAAAACAUCGCCAACGAAAGAUCAUCCUGAUGUUUAUUUGGAUAGGAUAGCAGCUUCGGAAAGACAAUAUACAGCACAUCUGUCUUCGAUAGCACCCUAUAUCCAAGCUGCUUUCACCCAAUGGUUCGCGCAAAAUACUACUCCACCUUUACAAGAUUUCUUGAUACAUUAUUUUGGUAGAGGACCAUCGACGACUGAGCUGGACCAGAUUGAGAGACUGUUGGAGAUGAGAAAGAAGACCGAAAGGGAAACUAGCGAAUGGAGAGGCUUACAUCAGAGAGCCGUAGGAGGGAAUCUCGAUAUCACACAGCAUCGAAACGGUGGACCAGCAUCAAACAACAGCAAUGGUAUUGGAAGUGUCAAUAGUAUUCCUGUCAUUCAAAGUAGAUGGACACCUUCAUCUUCUACGCACAAACCUGUAAUCGAAAAUGAUGGUGAAAACGCACGGACAUCUGCAUAUGUUCCUCGUCAACAACAAUUGGAAUCGAUCAAUAUCAACUCUCUUCCUUCAUCAUCUCAACAUCAAUACCAGAUAUCGACACAGCAAAAACACGAGCGAGGUACACCCGCUCAGUCUGCUCACACCAUCCAUCCUGAUCACCCUCUACCACCCCAUCGAUCGAAUCCACCGACACCGACACCGACACCGACGCAACCACAACCACAACAUCAACAUCAACAUCAACAGAUUGACUCCCCGCAUUCCUCGUCGAAUAACGCACCAUUAUCUGACACAUCGUUCAAAGCCACUCAUUCAGGAGAGAUGUAUCAACUGGUAUCUCACGUGGGAGAAGGAACUUAUGGUAAAGUAUAUAAAGCUAGAAACUCAGAUACCGGUCAAAUGGUAGCUUUGAAGAAGAUCAGAUUGGAAGGUGAAAAAGAUGGUUUCCCGGUUACGGCAAUGAGAGAGAUCAAAUUACUUCAAGGUGUGAAACAGGCUAAUGUUAUUAGACUAUUGGAAAUCAUGGUCUCAAAGGGCUCCGUCCACAUGGUAUUCGAAUACAUGGAUCAUGAUCUUACAGGACUUCUUUCCCAUCCAACACUCACUUUCACCCCUGGAAAUAUCAAAUCACUCUCCCAUCAAAUGUUGUCUGGUUUAGCGUAUCUACAUGACAGAGGAAUACUACAUCGUGAUAUGAAAGGGUCGAAUAUCUUAUUGAACUCUGCAGGCGAAUUAAAAUUAGCAGAUUUCGGUUUAGCUAGAAUAUACUCUAAACGGCAUAGAGAUGAUUACACAAAUAGGGUCAUAACUCUUUGGUAUAGAUCUCCUGAACUUUUGAUGGGUGAAACUGUUUAUGGUCCUGAAGUUGAUAUGUGGUCUGCUGGAUGUAUUGUUUUGGAGAUAUUCGUUACUAAGCCGAUAUUCCAAGGAUCAGAUGAAAUCAAUCAACUGGAAGUGAUUUAUUCCAUAAUGGGAUCGCCUAAAGAGUCGAUUUGGCCAGGAGUCAAAAAUCUGCCAUGGUACGAAUUGGUCAAACCCAAGGAAGCGAUAGAAUCGAGAUUCAAAUUUUCCUUUGAGAAAUGGCUCUCGCCUGCCGCACUUGUUUUGGUCGAGGGAUUACUUCAUUUUGACCCUUCAAAGAGACUUUCAGCGAAAGAAGCUAUGUCCACUUCGUAUUUCAUGACUGAAGAGCCACCAAUGGAGAUGCCGACCCAGCUCGCUGGAAUGGGUGAACAUCAUGAAAUGAGCGCAAAGCAGGAAAGACAGCGAAGGAGGCAACUGGAAGGAAGGUAA
Kwoniella shivajii is the source of this 3882-nucleotide messenger RNA. RefSeq lists its product as uncharacterized. Gene Ontology annotation, biological process: protein phosphorylation; positive regulation of transcription elongation by RNA polymerase II. Gene Ontology annotation, cellular component: nucleus; cyclin/CDK positive transcription elongation factor complex. Lineage: Eukaryota; Fungi; Basidiomycota; Tremellomycetes; Tremellales; Cryptococcaceae. The coding region runs from base 1 to 3882 and encodes 1293 amino acids. The transcript is spliced from 6 exons. Gene Ontology annotation, molecular function: RNA polymerase II CTD heptapeptide repeat kinase activity; ATP binding; cyclin binding. The record is from RefSeq and is a predicted model, not a curated record.